UUACCCCUACCAUUGACAUAAACCCUCCACAACACUCUCUUCCCCUUCCUUUCCCUCUCCUAGAAUCCACAAUGGGCGCGAAAAAGAAGACCGCUGGCGGAAACAACAAUAAGGAGAACCAAGACACUAACUCCACCUUCGUCUUGAAGCUCGACAUGCAUUGCGACGGUUGCGCUUCCAAAAUCAUUCGACACCUUCGCGCUUUCCAAGGUGUGGAGACGGUGAAGGCGGAGAGCGACGCCGGGAAGGUAACGGUGACCGGAAAAGUGGACCCCGCGAAAGUGAGGGACAACCUGGCGGAGAAGCUAAAUAAGAAGGUUGAACUCAUCACUUCACAGCCCAAGAAGAAGGAGAACAAAGACACCAAACCCAACAACCAAUCCCACAACAAAAUAAUCAAAGACAAAGAGGUUGAGACUACAGCGGUUCUGAAGAUGGCACUGCAUUGCCAGGGAUGUCUAGACAGGAUUGGCAAGACUGUGUUGAAAACCAAAGGAGUUAAAGAAAUGGCUAUAGACAAGGAAAAAGAAACGGUGACUGUGAAGGGUACAAUGAACGUGGAAGCUCUUGUGGGGAAUCUGAUGGAGAAGCUUAAAAGGAAGGUUGAGGUGGACCCUCCCAAGAAAGACAAGGACAGUGAUAACAAGGAAGGAGGCAAGAAGAAGAACAAAGGUGGUGGUGGUGGAGAUAAGAAUGAGAAUGAAGAGGGAGGAGAGAAAAUGGAGCAAAACAGAAUGGAGCAUUUGCCACCACCUCCCUCUGGCUUUGGUUAUGGUUAUGGUUAUGGCAAUUUUGGCGGCCUUAACUAUGUACCUGUCUACCCGGAGCAGAUGCAUUUUCACUUGCAUGCACCACCACCACAAAUGUUCAGUGAUGAGAACCCAAAUGCUUGUUCUGUCAUGUGAGUGAAGUGUCAGAGGUUAAUUUCAUUAUUCAACUGGGUGAUGAAUGAGGAUGAUGAUGGAUGGUCUUCGGCAGGGGUCUCUAUAGAGACUAGACUAUAGUUUGGUUCUAUUCUUUUUCACUUUGUGCUUAGUAGAAAAGGGUUUUGAUGUGAUUAACCAAUACCGUUUAUAUUAAUCAAAUGGCAAUACCACGUAGUUUCAGCAUUUGAAGUUAGCUAUGCAUAAUAAUAAUAAUGUAAAUGAUGAUAAUAUGGAAUCUCUCUCCCACUUUGGU
Messenger RNA from Abrus precatorius (Indian licorice), 1179 nucleotides. RefSeq names its product heavy metal-associated isoprenylated plant protein 3-like. The transcript has 5 exons. Gene Ontology annotation, molecular function: metal ion binding. Lineage: Eukaryota; Viridiplantae; Streptophyta; Magnoliopsida; Fabales; Fabaceae. The coding region runs from base 72 to 905 and encodes 277 amino acids. The record is from RefSeq and is a predicted model, not a curated record.